AUGCCCAAAGUCAAACGCAGCAAGACAAAACCAGCUCCUGAAGGAUGGGAACUAAUCCAACCCACACUCGACGAAUUAGCAGCUAAAAUGCGCGAAGCUGAGAACGAGCCACAUGAAGGCAAACGCAAAGUCGAAAGCUUGUGGAGUGUCUUCCGAAUCCACCAUCAACGAUCACGAUACAUUUACGAAAUCUACUACAAACGACACCAAAUAUCAAAGGAAUUGUACGAGUACUGUCUGGAUCAAGGAUAUGCUGAUGGGAAUCUCAUUGCAAAAUGGCGAAAGGCCGGAUAUGAAAAGCUAUGCUGUUUGAGAUGCAUUCAAUCAAAGGAUACCAACUUUGGAACUGCUUGUGUUUGUCGUGUACCAAAAGACAAGUUGGAAGAAGGUCGUGUCAUUGAAUGUUUGCACUGCGGUUGUCGUGGUUGCUCUUCUGGUGAUUAA
Synchytrium microbalum is the source of this 444-nucleotide messenger RNA. RefSeq lists its product as uncharacterized. Bases 1 to 444 code for a protein of 147 amino acids. Gene Ontology annotation, cellular component: nucleus; spliceosomal complex. The record is from RefSeq and is a predicted model, not a curated record. Lineage: Eukaryota; Fungi; Chytridiomycota; Chytridiomycetes; Synchytriales; Synchytriaceae. The transcript has 5 exons. Gene Ontology annotation, biological process: mRNA splicing, via spliceosome.